UAGAUCGAAUGUUUGGCUGCCUGUCAAACGAAACCAUCGAAACGAAGGGUGUCAAAAAAAGGUCUUGUAUAUUUUCUUUUCCUCUUGGCACCGCAGAAUUUCGACCAGCCAUGAAGCAACCGAAAUUCAUCGCUUUUGGCUGGUUUUGUUCGUUGUUCGGCCUACUGGUCGCUUUCCCGGAGCAGGGAAAGUGGGACUUCCAGUUAAGUUCGGAAGUACCAUACAUGCCUAUUCCAAAAUCGGUCUAUGAAGGAUUUAAAAUCUACACUCAGAUCACCUGUGAACCGUACGAGCAGUCGAAGGAAUCGGUGAAGCUGAAAAUAUCCUGGACGCUAAUAGAGUACAAAUGCUGGGAGGAAUAUGUCAGAAUGUCGUACAACACACAGUACGAAGCAUUCUUCAUGACACCGAACCAGUCGAAGGUGAUGUCCGACCCGGUUAUGGAAAAUUGCACCCGCGGAGGGCACAUUGUGCUGGAAGAGUUGAAACUUAAGGAACCGGGUGAAACGCUGGUCAGCAAAUCUCGGCGCGAUGCUGCGAAGAAUGAACCGCAGUCUAUUUUCACAAUCACAAAAGAUGGACUGUAUAUUUUUAUACUGAGGAUUGAUUCAGCAGACAAUUUCGUAGCCAAUGUGCAUGUGGAAAUGAAAAGCGCUCAAGGGUAUCUGUCAGCAGUCGAUUGGCCAUUGCUUCCGUUCUAUGGCGCGAUGUGUUUGGUCUACGUUGUUUUGGGCAUCAUCUGGCUGACCGUUUCGUUCCUCCAGUGGCGCGAUCUUCUUCGCAUUCAGUUCUGGAUUGGUGGCGUCAUCCUGCUGGGCAUGUUGGAGAAAGCCAUGUUCUACGGCGAGUACCAGAGCAUCAACUCGACGGGGGUGUCAGUAAAAGGAAUGGUCCUCCUGGCGGAAUGGGUUUCCUGCGGUAAACGAACGCUGGCUCGGAUGUUGGUGAUCAUCGUAUCGCUGGGAUUCGGUAUUGUGAAACCUAGAUUGGGACCAAUGCUGCAUCGUGUGGUGGGAACUGGAGCAUUAUACCUGGUUCUGGCAUGUGUCGAAAGCUUCCUGCGAAUAAUGCACACCAAAAAUGAUCAAUUACUGGUGGCCAGUAUUCCUCUAGCGGUGCUUGAUUCAGCUAUCUGUUGGUGGAUUUUCACAUCACUCGUACAAACGACAAGGACACUACGAUUGCGAAGAAACAUGGUCAAAUUAUCGCUUUAUCGGCAUUUCACCAACACGCUUAUUUUCGCGGUGCUAGCUUCCGUAGUAUUUAUGCUCUACUCAAUCAAAACACACCGAUUUGCGGAGUGUCUCACUGACUGGAAGGAACUUUGGGUAGACGAUGCUUUCUGGCAUGUUCUGUUCUCCACGCUAUUGUUGGUGAUCAUGAUUCUUUGGCGCCCGACGAACAACAAUCAGCGAUAUGCUUUUACUCCUCUUUUGGAUAACCCGGAAGAUGAAGAUGAUGACGAGGAAGAGCAGUUUGUGUCGGACGCCUACGGAGUGAAGAUGCGUGGGGCGCGGAGCUCGUCUCCGAGGCCAAACGCAAAGAGUCCGACCACAGACGAGGACGACCUGAAGUGGGUAGAAGACAAUAUCCCUGCGGCGAUUGCUGACGCGGCGCUUCCAGUGCUGGAUUCCGACGAAGAGAUCGUCAACACCAAGUUUGAGGUAUCGAAGAUGCAGUAGAGCUGCCUGCUCUGGAACUGCUUGGAUCAAAUCAAAAAGAGAUAAUGAACUGAUAGUAGUUUGAGCGAUCGUUUUCAUGUCUGAUUCCGAGAAAUGGAAAUGCACUAGUCAGUGGACGGGGUUCCAUGUUUGGUUUCAAAAGUUGGCAUGUUUUUAUUUCCUGUGAAACUUUUUUAAUUCCUCGGAUCGGAAAACAAUCCGCUCGAGUAGUUCAUUUAAAUAGCUGUGAAUGAUGUUCGCCCCUCCUGAGGUGAAUAGAAGUAAGCCAGAUCGAUAGUGCAAAAUUGGAGAAACUAUAAGAAUUCAUAAUUAUGACAUUGAGUUAUGCAGACCGUGGAUGUAGAGGACUCCAUUUAUUUAAUUUAGAGUAAGAGUGACACUUGAUCGGAAUUAAACAUAUUUAGUUGGAAGUGUUCAAGGCCUCGACAGUUGGCAGUUGUUCGACUGCUAGCGCCUAGCUUACGCAAAAUGUUCCGUCUUACAUAAUUUAGUUGUAGAAUUUCUUACAGUUUUAUUCAUAAAGCAUUACCCGAUCGAUAGGAAUAAUAAUUCCAUUGGGAAACCAACAGUAGAAGCCUAAUUAGUUCACAAUUGAAAAAUUCCUAUGCAACAAAAGGAAAUCAGUGAGAAAGAAAUAGAACUAUUGAAUAUUACGUAGAUCUAACGUAUAGCAACUUGCAACUAAGAGGAUUAAGUAAAAAUAGCGUCACUUUUGUAAAUAGGAAUAGAUAUAUUCUUCUUUUUUCAGUACUCUGGAAGCAGUAUGGUAAUCCUUUCAAGAAUUAAACUGAGGACUGUAAUAGGACCUAUUUAAACUAUGAUAAUAAAUAUAAAAUACUUACAAAUCAA
This is a messenger RNA of Armigeres subalbatus, 2531 nucleotides long. RefSeq names its product transmembrane protein 87A. The transcript has 9 exons. The coding region runs from base 9 to 1682 and encodes 557 amino acids. Gene Ontology annotation, biological process: retrograde transport, endosome to Golgi. Lineage: Eukaryota; Metazoa; Arthropoda; Insecta; Diptera; Culicidae. Gene Ontology annotation, cellular component: Golgi apparatus; membrane. The record is from RefSeq and is a predicted model, not a curated record.